Molecule: messenger RNA, 2863 nt
Organism: Sebastes umbrosus (honeycomb rockfish)
Lineage: Eukaryota; Metazoa; Chordata; Actinopteri; Perciformes; Sebastidae
Exons: 4
Coding region: 884-2557 (557 amino acids)
Biological process (GO): regulation of transcription by RNA polymerase II
Cellular component (GO): nucleus
Molecular function (GO): RNA polymerase II cis-regulatory region sequence-specific DNA binding; DNA-binding transcription factor activity
Source: RefSeq, a predicted model, not a curated record
CACAAUAUUCAGUCACAGUCAGUGCAUCAUGCAGGCAGAACUGUCAAAAACUGGCGUCACCGACCACUCGUUAAAAUCAAUACUUAGCACGGAGAACAGCGAAACAGCAAAGACUGUAAUUGACUAUCUUCGUCGCACAGGACUCUACAUGAGGAUUUAAUCCAACCGAUGGCGAUCUACAAAUGACCUGUGGAGGGCAGCAAUACACCUCUGAUGCGUCUAGUCUGCCGCAAAUUCCAAAAGAAGAAGAAGAAGAAGAACAGUCAGUGCAUGGAGAACCCGUGGCGCGGAGAAGAUCAUCCUAUCAUUCUGCCUUGAAUUAAUUAAAGAAAAAAAACCCAAAACGGCUCUCGGGUGGGAGCCGGCUCUUUGAACCGGCUCGUUCGCGACGGCACAUCACCAGAAUCAACCGGAAAUGAAAGCUAAACGGUAUUUGCAACGUUAUGUUACAGCUAAGAAAUUGAAAUACUUUUGCUUCCAAAACCCAGAUUUAAACUAAUCAUAAACUAUGUGCAUGUUAAAUAUGGUUAUUUAAUGUCAUCGUUAGUUGCUUAUCGCGUAGUGGUCUAAGUCUGUAACGUUAUAACGCUGCAUCUCAACUAGUGUAGCGAGCUAGUUAGCUAACGGUGACUGAUCACAAGCGACUCUACAGCUCAGGUUAACAUUAAGGUUUGUUGAAAUGAAAGUAACCACACGGUAAAUCUGGGUCAACCAACAUAGGUAUAUAGUAUUUUUAACAUUACCUAGACUGAAAUCGGGUUUAAGACACAUCUAAUAUAAAGAGACCGACGUUAGCUGCCACUCUGCCAGUGUUUCCCAGUCUAAAGUCGCCUGCUCUUCACUUUACUGAUACAACAGGACUCUUAAGUCUUAAACUUGCAUAAUGUCCGAAACUAUAGUCACGUUUCAGUCCCAACUUUCUGGUGUGAUGGAAACGGUGUUUAAAGCUGCCAUGUAUGAGAUCACCCGGCUGGUAGAGGACAGCUUUCUGGAAGAGGUGACCCGGUGCAGGGAGCAGGUCGAGUCCCUGAAGAGGAGGCUGAAGUGGUCGGAGGGUCGACGGAAAGACAGAGAGGGAGACAGGAGGACAGGCAGAUGUCUGGACUGCGGAAGAGUGUCCGGUGAAGACAAUCAUCCCAGAGCCACAGAGAAAUGCCUUAAACAGGAGAGUGUGUUGCAAGAAGAGAUGAAUAGCUCCCAAAGCACUGAUGGAGAGACACCUAGUCAUGAAGCGGAAGAGACAAGACCAGAGAUCCUCAGUGCCAUGAAGGCACCACAGUCUCCAGGUGUACAGGGUGAAAAGCUGGAUAGACUGCUCAAGGAGGAAGCCCUUCGGAUCACGCCAGAAACUAAGUCCCAAGAGAGAUGGGGAGUCAAUAUGGAUGAAACAGAAGCAUCAGGUUUGCCCGGGCCCAGUAAACGUUUCAGUGACCAGAAGACCCCAAAGUGCCAUGUGAACUGGGAAGCCGGCUAUGACCAGAGGCCAGAAUCAGGCCAAGACGCACACUCAGGUGACCCAUCUGAACCACUUUUCCAGAGCAGAUACGGUAUGGAAGGUUUGGGUGGCUUUGACAAGACUGGUUACGGAGAAUCCAAUAUGAUGGACAUGGGUAACUUGGAUGGGCUACAAGGAUCGCCACCCCACCUGGGUGAGAAUCUGAGUUACGUGGGGCAAUACGAGGGGGAUGUGGAAGCACCAGAAGGAGCCGAGCAUCACGUUUACCAAGCGGGUGCCGCGCGGAAUAGACGGGGCGCGGUCGGCUCACCUGCUCGCUCUCCUUCAAAGACAAACAUUAAUGUAAGUGGAGAGCUCAGCUGUUUAUUGAUCAAUGAAGAAGGUUAUCUACAGGACCCGAGCAUCUUGUACCCUGAACAGGUAUCUGGUGAUCCAGGCGGCAGGUUGAACUUCAGGGGUCAGGGCAUUCGCAUUGACCCGUCCUUAGACAGCACAGGGGAUAUGUAUGGGCCAUCAGCUGCAUACAGUGACACCUUAAAUCUGGGAGAGAGUUUGCAGCAUCAGGCAGGAGGGAGAGGAGGAAGGAGACACAACUGCAACCAGUGCACAAUGUCCUUCCCUGAUUCGGCCUCUCUAAAGGCCCACAAGCAGACACACAAAGGCACCGGACACAUGCCGUCGUACUCCUGCACCCAGUGCGGAAAGACCUUCACUCAAGCCUGUAACCUCAAAGUCCACCAGAAGAUUCACUCUGGGCAGGGGCUCCACCUCUGCAGCCAAUGUGGUAAAGGUUUCCCAUCUUUCUCCGACCUAAAGACACACAAGUGCAGCCAAACAGGCGACAAACCUUACUGCUGCACCGUUUGCGGGAACAAGUUCAGCCGUCUCUGGAACCUGAAGUUGCACCGGAGAAUUCACACACAGGAAAAACCCCAUCAGUGCACCAUGUGCGAUAAGAGCUUCACACGGGCGGACAUAUUGAAGGUUCACCAGCGUACUCACACGGGGGAAAGACCAUACUGCUGCACCGUCUGCGGCCUCAGCUUCAAACGCCUGGAUCACCUGAAAUCACAUCAACGGAAACACAUGACAGACCUUUAAAGCUAGGGAAGUUUGGGGAGAGAGCAUAAAAAAAUUAUGUUUUUGAUUCAAAUUUUAUUUAUUUAUGAGCCAUUGAUGUUUUUUUUUCUUCUCCUCAGUUCCAAGUCUUUUGUUUUUUAUGGAAAACACUUUUGUUGGUAUGAAAAAUAUAGGACAAAGAUAGAAUACACAAUUUUCGUGUUUGAUAAAAUACGUUAUUUGUACCCAUUUAUUGCUGCAUAUUUUGUGACUGUAAAAAUGAGUGAAAGGCUGAGUAACAAUUUCCUUGUGAUUACAUUACAGAUUCAAAAUAAAAGUAAAAAAUUA